AUGGAUCGCUUCGUUAAUCGCCUUGAUCUUCAGGGUAGAGGCCUCGCGCCCCAGGGGAGAAUCCCGACCCGAGCCUUAGUCUCAUAUGUUAUCGAUUACUUAAUAAUAAUUGUUCUGGCAAUAAUUUACGCUGUCCUCGACAAAAUCGUCACACCCUUUUCUCAACCAUUCUCUCUCAACAAUGCAUCAUUACAAUAUCCAUACGCCGAUCCAGAACGAAUCCCCAUAUGGCUUGCACUGGUCAUUUCCGGCCUCUUCCCUGGAAUUGUCAUCGCCGUCUACACUUUAUUCCUCGAUGGUCUUUUCUCACAUCAUCGUCGUACCACCCGAACUCGAACCAAGUACACCUUCUGGGAUCGAUUAUGGGAACUCAACUGCGGCUGGUUAGGUCUUCUACUCGCCCAAGGCGCCGCAUUCGUCAUUACAGGGUCUCUCAAGAAUUUGAUCGGUAAGCCUCGACCCGACAUCAUCGCGCGAUGUAAACCCGAUCCAGCCAAAGUCGACGCCCUUGCGGUAUUUACUCUCGCCACCAAAGCACUGUGCACCGAAACAGACGAGCACAUCAUGCAAGAUGGCUUUCGCUCAUUCCCGUCCGGCCACUCCUCCAGCAGCUUUGCCGGCCUAUUCUACCUGUCACUCUACCUGGCCGCCAAACUCCAUGUCCUGGAUCAGCGCGGUGAAGUCUGGCGAACUUUCAUCGUUCUCAUACCGACACUUGCAGCCGCGUGUGUCGCCGGGUCGAGAAUCAUGGAUGCGCGCCACCACCCAUUCGAUGUUCUCUUCGGAUCAUUGCUCGGUAUCCUCGUGGCCUGGGCCAGCUACCGCCAAUACUUCCCACCCGUGCACCACGUCUGGGAGAAGGGUCGCGCGUACCCAAUGCGCACAUGGGGAACACCAAUCCGCAGACCCGUGCGGGGCAAAGUCCUCGUCGACAGCGAAACACUCGAAGUUCUAUCCGACCGAGUCCCCGUCUCCGGCGAAGAAGACGAUGAUUCACGCUACGAAAUGGAUUUCAAUACCAACAAUGGCGCAGGAGGUCCACGACACACAAAGCCAGAGUUUUCAAACCGUGGCAAUCUGGACUUGGAGACCGGAUAUUCAUCGCAAGCCUCACGGAGGCAGGAUACCUUUUCCUCGGUCCAAGUUCCUGCGCCGCUGCAGCCGUCGAGUACGGGCAAUAACGCUUUCCGCGAGCAGAUGGAGCACAAUCAACGAAUGCGCACUGGUGGCGGCGCUAGCACCGGGAGUCCUGAGAGAGAUGCGGAUGGACUGGAGGAUGAGCCCUUGCACCGCGGUCGUGCUUGA
This is a messenger RNA of Exophiala bonariae, 1305 nucleotides long. RefSeq lists its product as uncharacterized. Gene Ontology annotation, biological process: phospholipid metabolic process. The transcript is spliced from 3 exons. NCBI's taxonomy places the organism in Eukaryota, Fungi, Ascomycota, Eurotiomycetes, Chaetothyriales, Herpotrichiellaceae. The record is from RefSeq and is a predicted model, not a curated record. The coding region runs from base 1 to 1305 and encodes 434 amino acids. Gene Ontology annotation, molecular function: phosphatidate phosphatase activity.